AUGUUCACCACUCGCAUUACACCCUUUAUCUUUCUGCUCGCAUUAUCUUGGCUUGUCACCGCAGCACCAGUCUUUCAGACCGAAAAUCAACGGCUCCCCACCGUGAAGGCAAGAUCCUUCGACCAGUUGGAUGCUGCGUACGGGGUGCGACACCUAGAUGAUAGAGAUGUCGAUUUGCAUGACCAGAAUUGUCUCCAUAAACGAGAGACGGCCGAAAGCUCUUCUUCGCUGAAAAUGGACCCUUCCCCUAACACCCCUAUGCGGGGCUCGUCAAACCAACCCGCCGCCGACACGGCGAUGCACAUUUCCCAUGACACCCUUAUGCCGGGCCCAUCAACCCAACCCGCCGCCAACGCGGUUCCCGAUGGGGUGGCUGGGUUGCAUCAAGCUAUCAGGGCUCUCGGGCCGACCAUGAACGAGGUGUCCAUGCACCCGUCUAAUCCCCAGCGGCUAAACGGGUGUACGGUGUUGAGGCAGAGUGAGCCCUCGUCAUCACAUGAUUUCGGUAGCCCGAGUGUCAAGGCGAACGGCAAUGGCCGACUUACGACAAGAGCGGGCCAAAUUCUUCGGCCAGCGCCGGAUAUCGCUCCGUUCCAGAGGUCGCCAAAAACGCUGGCAAUGGACCUUGCGCACCAGGCUGUGAAGGAGAAGGCGAAAAGGAGGGAGAAGAAGGAGCAGAUAGUGGGGAAGAGGGCUCUGAUGGUAACCAGGUUCAUCCGACGGUUGCAGCGUGCGUUCAGCAGGAAACCACGAGCAAAAGACGUAAAACCUGUGAACCUAAACCGUUUGUCGGACUAG
Messenger RNA from Dacryopinax primogenitus, 798 nucleotides. RefSeq lists its product as uncharacterized. The transcript has 2 exons. The record is from RefSeq and is a predicted model, not a curated record. Lineage: Eukaryota; Fungi; Basidiomycota; Dacrymycetes; Dacrymycetales; Dacrymycetaceae. Bases 1 to 798 code for a protein of 265 amino acids.